Molecule: messenger RNA, 1349 nt
Organism: Suncus etruscus (white-toothed pygmy shrew)
Lineage: Eukaryota; Metazoa; Chordata; Mammalia; Eulipotyphla; Soricidae
Gene: NAPEPLD
Product: N-acyl phosphatidylethanolamine phospholipase D
Exons: 4
Coding region: 28-1206 (392 amino acids)
Biological process (GO): N-acylphosphatidylethanolamine metabolic process; N-acylethanolamine metabolic process
Cellular component (GO): membrane-bounded organelle; cytoplasm
Molecular function (GO): zinc ion binding; N-acylphosphatidylethanolamine-specific phospholipase D activity
Source: RefSeq, a predicted model, not a curated record
UUCCCCUCUAGUUCUUCACCAGAUAACAUGGAUGAAAAUGAAAGUACUCAGUCCCUGAUGGCAACCAGCCAGUAUCCUAAAGAAGCAGUGAGAAAACGCAAUAAUUCAGCACGUAAUUCUGGUGGAAGCAAUUCAUCUAGGUUGUCCAGGAAAAGUUUCAAGUUGGAUUAUAGACUAGAGGAAGAUGUCACUAAAUCAAUGAAAGGAAAGAAUGGGAGAUUUGUCAAUCCAUGGCCAACCUGGAAAAGUCCCUCUCUACCAAAUGCUCUCAGAUGGCUGAUAAUGGAAAAAGACCACAGCGGUGUUCCAUCUUCCAAAGAGGAACUUGAUAAAGAGCUCCCUAUACUGAAGCCCUAUUUCGUCAAUGCCCCAAAAGAAGCUAGAUUGAGGGAAAUGGGCUUACGUGUCACCUGGCUGGGGCAUGCAACAGUGAUGGUGGAGAUGGAUGACCUUAUUUUCCUGACCGAUCCCAUCUUCAGCACCCGGGCUUCUCCAUGGCAGCAGAUGGGCCCCAAGCGUUUUCGUCCUCCCCCGUGCUCUGUAAGCGAGCUCCCGGAAAUCGAUGCUGUUCUCAUUAGUCACAACCACUACGACCACCUGGACUAUAACACUGUCAUUGCCUUGAACGAGCGAUUCGGGAAUGAGUUAAGGUGGUUUGUGCCUUUGGGUCUCAUGGACUGGAUGCAAAAAUGUGGCUGUGAGAAUGUGAUUGAGUUGGACUGGUGGGAGGAGAACUGCGUCCCUGGACAUGAUACAGUCACCUUUGUUUUCACUCCUUCCCAGCACUGGUGCAAAAGAACUCUAAUGGAUGACAACAAAGUUCUGUGGGGAAGCUGGUCUGUUUUGGGACCUUGGAAUAGAUUUUUUUUUGCAGGUGACACUGGUUAUUGUUCUGCUUUUGAAGAGAUAGGGAAAAGAUUUGGACCUUUCGACCUUGCAGCGAUUCCCAUUGGAGCUUAUGCACCAAGGUGGCUUAUGAAAUACCAGCAUGUAGACCCAGAAGAAGCAGUAAGGAUUCACAUUGAUGUUCAAACAAAGAAAUCAGUGGCAAUUCAUUGGGGAACUUUUGCCUUAGCCAAUGAGUAUUACUUAGAACCUCCAGUGAAACUGAAUGAAGCUCUCGAAAAGUAUGGACUGAAGCCUGAAGAUUUUUUUGUUUUAAAGCAUGGAGAAUCAAGAUACCUAAACACUGAAACCUUUGAUUAAAUAAGAGCACAGGAGCUUUUAAUGAAAAAGGCAUCACCUGAUAAAUGUUUGCAAAAACUUAAGUCAAAGCUAUUGUAUUUUACUUGUGGAAACAACAGCUGCAAAUUAGUGUUUUAUUUAAUAACUCCCUAAUAAGAUUGCCA